CUUUUCACCACGCGUUAUAAUUGAUCUAUAAAUACAGGUAAAAAACUCAGCCAUAUUAUUCCAACUAACCUUUGCAAUUUCAUCAAACAGUUCUUACUCAGCUUUCAUCACUACCAAGCUUUAAAACAAUGAAGAAAGUGGUGUUAAAGAUGGACUUACAUGAUGACAAGAUCAAACGAAAAGCUAUGAAGACAGCAUCAGGCAUUUCAGGGGUUGAUUCAAUUUCUGUUGACUUGAAAGACAUGAAGUUGGUGCUAUUGGGUGAGAUUGAUCCAGUGAGUGCAGUUUCGAAGCUACGAAAAUGGUGUCACACAGAAUUAGUUUCGGUUGGACCGGCAAAAGAGGAGAAAGAAAAGGAGGAGCCAGCAAAAGUAGCUGUUCCUGUCUAUGAACCCUACCCCUUCUAUUAUUAUCCUUAUCAUAUGACAUCACCAUUGUAUUCUUAAAAUUAACUUUCAACUAUGUUACAAGUUUUGGAGGGAAUCCUAUGUAUAGAAGUGGUUGUGUUACUUCUGUCAAUUUAGAGUGUUAGAAUAAAGGGUGUGAAAAGUAAUAUC
Messenger RNA from Vigna radiata var. radiata (mung bean), 557 nucleotides. RefSeq names its product heavy metal-associated isoprenylated plant protein 39. Bases 129 to 446 code for a protein of 105 amino acids. The record is from RefSeq and is a predicted model, not a curated record. The transcript has 3 exons. Gene Ontology annotation, molecular function: metal ion binding. Lineage: Eukaryota; Viridiplantae; Streptophyta; Magnoliopsida; Fabales; Fabaceae.